This is a messenger RNA of Hibiscus syriacus, 1230 nucleotides long. Its product is annotated as squalene monooxygenase SE1-like. The transcript has 6 exons. Gene Ontology annotation, cellular component: membrane; endoplasmic reticulum. Gene Ontology annotation, biological process: sterol biosynthetic process. Lineage: Eukaryota; Viridiplantae; Streptophyta; Magnoliopsida; Malvales; Malvaceae. The record is from RefSeq and is a predicted model, not a curated record. Gene Ontology annotation, molecular function: squalene monooxygenase activity; flavin adenine dinucleotide binding. The coding region runs from base 1 to 1215 and encodes 404 amino acids.
AUGGCUGAUUAUUACAUAGUUGGAGUUGCAGGUGCAGGUGCUGUAGCUUCUCUCUUGGGGUUUGUUUUCUGGUACUACAAUUCUCUAGUGAGAUUUAGGGGACUGAGCACGAUGAAUACAACAGCUUCUAUGGAGUUUCGAAACGAGAACUGUGUAAAGAAAGCUAGAAAUUCGGAGGCUGUUGGGACGACGGAUGUUAUCGUAGUCGGUGCCGGUGUUGCCGGUGCUGCUCUUGCCUAUUCUCUUGGAAAGGACGGACGUCGAGUGCGUGUGAUAGAGAGGGACUUAACCGAGCCUCUCAGUAUUGCCGGUGAAAAUCUGAUGCCAGGGGGCUACCUCAAGUUGAUUGAGUUAGGCCUAGAGGAAUGUGUUGAUGAGAUCGAUGCUCAACGAAUUCUCGGUUAUGUUCUCUACAUGCACGGAAAGGAUGCCACCGUAUCUUUUCCUCUGGAAAGGUUUCAGUCCAAUGUUGCCGGAAGAAGCUUCCAUAACGGUCGUUUUGUUCAAAGGUUGCGGGAGAAAGCUGCAUCUCUUCACAAUGUAAGUCUAGAACAAGGGACAGUGACAUCUCUGUUUGAAGAAAAUGGGAUUGUCAAAGGAGUGCACUACAAAGAUAAGGGUGGUCAAGUGCUGACGGCUUAUGCUCCUCUCACAGUCGUCUGCGACGGUUGUUUCUCAAAUUUGAGACGCUCUCUAUGCAAUCCUAAGAUUGAUGUCCCCUCUUACAGUGCUGGUUUUGUUCUUACAAACUGUAAACUUCCAUGUGAAAAUUAUGGAGCUCUUGUAAUAGCACCUCCUUCACCUUUCGUGUUUUAUCCGAUCAGCUGCACUGAAAUUCGUUGCUUGGUUGAUGUUCCUAGUCGGAAUUUACCUUCAGUUUCCGAUGGCAAAAUGGCCGAUUACUUGAAAACUCAAGUGGCUCCCAAGGUUCCUCCUCAACUGUACACUGCCUUCAUAUCUGCAAUAGAGAAGAAGGGUAACAUAAGAAUAAUGCCCAAUAAAAUCAUGGCUGCUGCUCCAUACUUGACUCCCGGUGCACUUUUGAUCGGCGAUGCAUUCAAUAUGCGCCACGCUUUAACCGGAGGGGGAAUGACCGUUGCACUAUCUGAUGUUGUUUUACUCAGGGAUCUUCUAAGACCUCUGCAAGAUCUAUCCGAUCCGUCCACCGUCAGCAAAUAUCUCGAGUCCUUUUAUACUCUAAGGAAGGUACUGUAAUCCCAUGUUUGAUGU